Molecule: messenger RNA, 1686 nt
Organism: Anthostomella pinea
Lineage: Eukaryota; Fungi; Ascomycota; Sordariomycetes; Xylariales; Xylariaceae
Source: the annotation of a GenBank genome assembly
AUGUCAGAGAAAGACUCCAACGCCAUGGACAGUCCUUUCCUCACCACGGGGAAGAGACUGAAGUUCCGCGCCCUCACCACCUUACUUCAGCACACCAAUGCCUGCUGCGGCUCCGAUCCCGACCCUGCGGCCCCUUGGUCUCGACCAGAACCAACACCAGAAACCGAAACCUGCAAGCGGAGCCGUUGUCUCGGCGCCUUCGCCGAGUUGCUACUAUCUCUAACACAUUCCCACAGAUACACCCAUAUUCGCGCCGCCCGCUCUACACCCAGGGACCAGGGCCAGCAGGACGAAGCAGAAGACGCUUUCGGGGACCACUGCUUCCAGUUGCACGCCCGCCUUCAGGAGGUGUUUAAGCACGAAGCAUACGUUCCCCAAUAUUAUCCUAACCCUAAGCGACUAGAGGUGCUGGAGCGGUUCUUCGCGCAUGACCCGGCGUGGGACGCGAGGCAUUUCAAAAUUAUACAUGAAUUCGUCAACGACCAUCUUGAAUGCGGCGAUCCGGCCGGAAGGAGGCCAAGCCAGACUGGGCCGCCCGGCACUAUCCUUGACAAGGGGCUGAGCCAGCUCCGGGACGAGGAGCUGGCGAGCCGGGUCCAGGAGUUGUCCAUUGCGCGCGUCUCUCGGUACGUGCGACUCCUGGGCAUAGUGUGGCGGGCUAUCCCGAACGCCCUGAGCGCCGAUAUUUGCCGACUCCAUUCCGUCUACGCGGUCACCGAGUCAAACGGCCUACCAGCCCACAGCCGCGCGCUCCGCGGCGGUGAAGAGACCCAGAUCGCCAACGCGCCGUGGCCACCACGAGGCCACCACCUCCACGCCGAGGCCGCCGCGCUCGACACGUCCACCGGCUACCCGCAGCGCUUCUGGCACGACUGCGCAAGAUCGUACAUCCGCCUCAUCCUGGCACAAGACAUGUCCUUCGAGACGCUCACCUCGACCCCGGACACCAGCCGGACCAUACCUGCGGAGCGAUACGCGCGCCACGUACGCGAGAUCCAGCGCGUCCAGCCCAUCAGCUGCAAGAAGCCGCCGCCCGCACUCGCCGGGACCAUGCAGCCGCUGCUGCAGACGAUCAGCACACUGCCGGGCCACUUGCACACGCCGCUGCUUUCCUACAUCCAGGACCGCGACGACGUCGGCUCCCUGACCGAUCGCAGCGGCUUCACCGGCUCCUGCCACCCGGAGAUGCAGUUCGCGGCGCUGCAGUACCUGGCACAGGAGCGAGAGAAGCACCCGAGCCGCCACGAGUACCCGGACCUCUACGCGGCGCACCUGCCGCCCCGCGCCGUGACGAACUUGUUCCGGGCGCGGCUGCGCGAGAUGCCGACGACGCAGCGGUCGUGCCCCUUUUGCAUGCUGGCACUGUCGGGGUGCGAGACGACCGUCGGCGAGGACGGCGAGAAGAAGGGGAUCCGCUGGGACGUGCCGCCCGCCAGGAGCCCCUGGUACGAGGCCUGCGACCUGCCGUCGUGGCUGCCGCGCCGCGUCGGCGACGAGAUGAUACGGAUUGCCGAGAAGCGCCUGCGGCAGCGGGCUGAGUUUCUCUACGAGCGCGAGAGGAGCGGGGGGGCUGUGGAUGACGCGGGGGACGUGAACGUGGGCGCGGGUAAGGGUAAGGGUAAGGGUAAUGGUAAGGGUGUCGCUGGGAAAGGUGGUGAUAUCGUGAUCAUCUUUGAAGAGGACUGA